AUGAGCAAUACUUAUGGCAGCAAAAGUAUCAAUUCAGUAUUCUACGCAGAAUCGUAUCAUCCAAUUCAAGCUGGAAGUAUUGAUGGAACUGACAUUCAUCCUCACGAUAAUGCUGUUUGUCGAGCUCUGCUUUGCUCCAGUUCCGGGCUAUACGACCCUUUUGGUGACCCGAAGGUUAUUGGUGAUCCCUACUGUACAAUUUUUGUGGGUCGACUGUCCCACUUCACCACUGAAGAAACUCUUCGGCAGGCUAUGAGCAAAUACGGAAGGGUGAAGAACUUGAGAUUGGUCAGACACAUUGCCACUGGUGCUUCUCGUGGAUAUGCAUUUGUAGAAUUUGAAACAGAGAGAGAAAUGCGGCGAGCAUAUAUGGAUGCUCAUCAUACCUUUAUCGAUGAUUCCGAGAUUAUUGUUGAUUACAACAGGCAGCAGCUGAUGCCUGGAUGGAUCCCAAGAAGAUUAGGAGGAGGUCUCGGUGGCAAGAAAGAGUCUGGGCAGCUUCGCUUUGGAGGGCGAGAAAGACCAUUUCGAGCUCCUUUGCGGCAAAUUCCUUAUGAUGACUUGAAAAGGUUGGGUAUACCAGCUCCGCCAGAAGGAAGAUAUAUGUCCCGCUUUCAGAUUCCAUCCCCACCACGUAAGAAGCGGCCUUCUAUUGAUCGUCAAGAUGACCACAAACACGAAGAAGAAAGUAGAGAUUCUUAUCGGAAGGAAAGAUCGCCAAGCCGCCCCCGGAGGAGGAGUUCAAGGGACAGGUCAGAUCGGUCUAGCAAGCGCCACAAGAGUAGUGGACAUUCUCGACACGAGGAGAAGAGGUCACAUAAUCGUGAUCAUUCCUCAGAAGAUGAUAGGGGUUCCUUGGAUAGAGAAAGUUACCACCGACGUAGAAGACCCUCUCGUGAAAUCGAUCGGUGGUCUCCUACAAGGAACUGCUCGCAAGAUGAUUGA
Messenger RNA from Oldenlandia corymbosa var. corymbosa, 945 nucleotides. Lineage: Eukaryota; Viridiplantae; Streptophyta; Magnoliopsida; Gentianales; Rubiaceae. The record is from the annotation of a GenBank genome assembly.